Molecule: messenger RNA, 1054 nt
Organism: Rhopalosiphum maidis (corn leaf aphid)
Lineage: Eukaryota; Metazoa; Arthropoda; Insecta; Hemiptera; Aphididae
Product: gamma-glutamyl hydrolase B-like
Exons: 4
Coding region: 1-945 (314 amino acids)
Biological process (GO): tetrahydrofolylpolyglutamate metabolic process
Cellular component (GO): vacuole
Molecular function (GO): gamma-glutamyl-peptidase activity
Source: RefSeq, a predicted model, not a curated record
AUGUAUUUACCAGUUUUUCUUACUAUAAUUUUGGGUUUUGUUACAAAACUAACCAUUUGUAAUGAAAGACCAGUGAUCGGAAUACUGACACAAGAAGUUUAUUGGUCUAGUUUUAACAAUAUUAAACCAUCUAAUAACUCAUAUAUAGCUGCAUCUUAUGUUAAAGCAAUUGAAGCUUCUGGAGGACGAGUUGUACCAGUUUUCACCAACAGAACUACUGAAUAUUACAACGAUGUAGUGAAAAAUGUAAAUGGUAUAUUGGUCCCUGGAGGAGGAAGUGCGUUAAAUAUUAGUUUUGGAAUAAGUCAAUCGACAAAUGAAAUUUUUCACAUUGCAAGACAUAUUAAUGACAAUGGGGAUCGAUUUCCAAUUCUUGGAAUUUGUUUAGGAUUUGAACUUCUUCUAAUCGCAUCCAUUGCUGGAAAAAAUCCUCUAACAAGCUGUAAUUCUAAUGACAUGAAUUUACCUCUAAAUCUAAUACCAACAAUGGAAGAAAAAAGUGUGUUAUUCAAAACAAUGCCAAAGGAUGUUCGAAAUGUACUACUUACAGAACCAGUUACAGCUAACCAUCACAUUCAUUGUGUUUCAAAAAAGAACUUCAAAUUAAUGAAGUUAGAUCACUUUUGGAAUUCCAUAACAAUAAACAAAGAUUCAAAUAAUUUGACUUUCAUAUCCACAGUAGAAGCUAAAAGUUAUCCAUUUGUGGGAUUACAAUUUCAUCCAGAAAAAAAUGCCUAUGAAUGGAAAAGGAAUGACCCUCAUAGUUGGUCAGCAAUAUAUUCAGCACGUUAUUUUUAUGAUUGGUUUGUUAAUGAAUGUCGUAAAAAUAAUCACAGAUAUAUCAAAAAUAGUACACUAGAAAAUGAAUUGAUUUAUAAUUACCCUACUACAUAUGUAGGAAAAUUAAAUUCUGUUUUUGAACAAGUGUACAUUUUUGAUGAAUAAGUAUCAAUUAUGUAAUUAAUAUAUCAUAUCAGUUUUAUAAUUAUAAAUUGUUCUGUCAUUCAAUGUAUUUUUUAUUCCAUUUUAAAUAUAUCACUACAUAUAAUCAUUA